AAAGGGAAAUGGGUGAUUUUAUAAGAUGCAAUCCUGUUUCCGCUAGAUAGAGGUCAAGUAAAUCUGCUUGUUUCCGUAUCAACAUACACACAUUUAAAUCUGUUUAUGUCAUUGAAUUGACACACGGUCUUAUAUUUGCUGUCAAAUUGCUGUGAUGGGUUAAAUACGAUUGAAGAACAGGAUACGUAUAAAGUGGCCUUGUCUGAACAGUCAUCGACCGCCGCCCCGGAUUCUCCAUCGAUGUGUUGAAUAAUCCCCCGAUGAAGAAAAAUCAUGUCGGACAUUUCUGGUUGGAGAAACUCGGCAUUGUGUGGGUUCUAUCAGAAAUGGAUGGCUGCUCUCGUUGUGUUCCUGAUUCCAUGCAUUCAUAUUGGUGUUGUGAACAAAAUGCUUUGGGUCCCCAAUAAGGCCCCCGUAAACAGGACAUCGUGUACAUGUUCUUGUUUUGAUACGGUAUAUAAAGGCUCAUAUGAAAGUCCAGGAAAAACUGGUUACAAACACAUUUACUUCAACGCCACAUUUGACACGCUAAUCAUAUGGAUAAUGACGUUUGGAACAAUCAUUGUAGCAUACGAGGCUUUCAAGCGUUUACUUAACCUGUACAGCGCGGGAAAUUUAAGAUGGAGGAUGUUGCUUCUAUUCAUUCUAGAUAUUUAUCCGAAUUAUUUUUCAUAUUGGGUUUAUUUCAACUACACGAACGAUGGAUUCUAUAAGCAAGUAUAUCACCAAUUAUUCUUCACGACAACGGAGCUAUUUUCGACAUGGAAUGUCUUCCGGUUAUGCGCAAAAGAUUCAAAGGUGGAACCAGUGGCAGCAAUGUCUAUAAUAGUCAUAGGAUUGAUUCACAUUAUUUUAGGAGGAAUUGAUCAGUUUUUUGCACAGUUAAUUCUCCUUCAAGAGCCAUUUUACAGAAGGAUUCGCAGUUUGAACAUCGUAUUACCAGAUAUUCUACAUGUGGUUUUAACUGUACAGGAAAUGGCAAUAGAAAAACAAACGUCGUUCAGACGAAUUUUUACGCGAAAAGAACUUUUGUGUGGGUUAUUUUUAUUGAUAAGUGGGCUUUUGAUUGGAAGGUUUGUUUUCCGUUAAAAUCAUUUCGUGAUAUAUUGGAUUAUUUUUU
Molecule: messenger RNA, 1120 nt
Organism: Magallana angulata
Lineage: Eukaryota; Metazoa; Mollusca; Bivalvia; Ostreida; Ostreidae
Exons: 4
Coding region: 274-1089 (271 amino acids)
Source: RefSeq, a predicted model, not a curated record